GGUUAGUCAUAUUGAUCAAAACUAACAAAUUCUCGAAGAAUACAAGUUAUCCAAUGUUUCCUCACUAGUUAAAUAUUUUUAUUUAGUAUUUUCAGUACCGAAUUAUGUAUUAUAAAGUAUGUAUUGAAGUAGUAAUAUAAUGUAUGAGCCAAUGUAUGUAUUGAAGUAGUAAUGUAGGCCUACUCAUGUUUGUAGACGUAGUCGAUGUACCGAAUGCAAAUGCAGGAGACCUUGGGCCUUGGCUUGGUCUUGGUGCUCCUACAUGACUACAACAAGAUUAUGAUGAGGGUAUAAGGGCUUUAGGGUCAUUAGGAUUAGUCAUCAUCACAUGUGGUCAACAAGUGAAUGAUUAUGAUUGAAAAAUGAUACUCAAAUCUAAGUCUAAUGAUUGAUUUGAUAGGUACUGAUAGUGAUACUAAUUUUGUUAUUUUUAUUUAUUUAGACCGGUACUGAAUAUUGAGUACCUAUAAAGUGUAUUACAGUAGAUACUUCGGCGAAGCAAGGGACACUCCUAUUAAAUUUGUAUUGGAAAUGGGUAUCGGCGCAGUAGGAUCCGAGGUUUCAAUUUUUUCAUGUGCAUGUAAUUUGAAUAAAUUAGGAGCCUUUUGGCCCAUAAUUAAGGUUUGACUCCGCCCAUUAACUUUAGGAGAAAUGUUGAACUACAUUCCCAUUGAGUUAAUUUGUUCUUUAUCUCAACUAUAACUGAGGAAAAUAAUUUGUCAAUAUAAGACAUCUUCGCAUUAAAAAAUUCGGUCUAAAUAUUCAAAGUAGGUCUUUCAUAUUAAAAGUAGGCCUGCAUAAUUUGUUGAAGUACAUGUGUGUAAAAUUUCAUUGCGAUAGCUCAUGAAACAUUUUCACAAUUUUCCUCAACGUUGACUUCAUUAUGCAAAUGUCGCACAGGCCAUUUUGGAUUGAUGAUCCUGCCCCCUUUUAAAUGGCGGAAAACGCCAAUACUUAGCUUAGGAAAUAUUCAUUAUUAUCUCUAUAUACAUCAAAAUAUUUAAUAACUUGUGUUUCAGAAUGCAUUUUGAAACAAUUUAAACUAAAAAUUUUUAAUUUGAGCUUUAAAGACCCGGUAGAGUCCAUAUUAUUAGCGAUCAGAAUUGACCGUGUGCAAAAAGUUAUAGGAAACCACAGCCAUUUGCAUAAUGCUAUGCCGUAGUACUACCGACUAUCUCAAGUUUCAUUCAUAAGAGUUUGCCGUGUGCAAAAACUCUUAACACCAUUGGUCAGGGAAAUCUUUAGUUAAUUAGUCAUGUGCCAAAGUUGAAAGUUCAAAAUAAGUACCGGUAGAUACCAAACAACAUUUUAGGGGUAGCGUUGCCUUAUAUAGACUAUAUAGCAUUUACCGGUAUAAUGGACGCUGAAGAUUUGGUAAAUUUACUGAUAUAAAUAGUGCAUAGUUAGAUAAGCAACAAUUUAUCUAUAAUUGUUAACAUUAUUAAACUUAUUUUUUUAAUAUAGCUUUAGUUCUGAAAAUAAAAUUAUCAUUAAAACAAGAGUUAUAUAGCUCGUGACGCGAACAGCAGAAUUGGGUACCAGAAAAAUGGAGAUGCUGUCCAUGUUAAAAAAGGACAAAUUAAGUUGUACUUUAAAAAUUCAUAACUUUAAAACUACAACAGCUAAAAAUAUGAUUUUGGUGUUAUAAUUCUUUAAAAAAUUAGCUUUAUUCAACUGCCAUUGGUUUAUUUUUACAAAAAGUUUUAAUUUUCUAAUCAAAGUACCUAACUGUAUAUCAAUAGGUUUUUGUAUUUUGAAAACUUUCAGAAAAUUAUAAUUGUAAUUUUAUAUAUUGAGAGGAGCCAUUUUUGGCAAGCUGCAGAGGUCUUUUUCAUGGCUGUGGGCAACAAACAUCUUGACCCGCCAUGAUGACUAACCCUCGUUACGUCACUGUAUAGGUUGUAUUUGCCUCCAUAUACAUUUUUUCGGUACAUAUAUAACGUACUGGCAACAACCAGAAACAUACUUUUGUUUGUAAUUAAUUUCAUUUAAAAGAUUUCUUUACUUUAGAAUAUAAAACAAAGACGACCAAGACUUCAAAUUCUAAAGGCAUUAUCAUCUGUUUGCUUUGAUUUUACACUUACUUGUAAUAUUUCAUUCACCAGUGAAUAUUUUUCACAUUAGCAUAAGUAGAUUUAUUAGACUUUUAUAUGUCUUCACUGGACAUUGUAUUCAGGAAGCUACACAUUUUUAUAAAGACCCACAUUUAUUUUCACACUACAGUCAGUUAAUCAAUUAUAAUUCUAUUUUGUACAGGUAUUGAGAUAAACCCAUGAUGAUGAAUACAUGUUCAUCUUAAGAUGGCAUUUCCAGCAAGAAAAGAUAGAAUAGUGAUUACCAUUUUACUUUGAGAAACAAGAAUGUUUCUACAUAAAUUAACGUGCAAUUUAAGUUUUUAAAAAAUGAGAUUAAGAUUCCUGUCAAAGUCCAGAGUUGCCAGGCUCCAGCGCUACGCAAAGCAAGUUUUUAUUCUAUUGUACUUUUCUUUGGUUGGAUUUGCUUUGUUCAACUAUCGAAGUCACUGUAUAGAAACAAUGCCAAACACACUUAUAGAAAUGUCAAAGCUGGAUCAUUCACUUGCUGACAGGUGUACACUGGACUUUGAUAACUUGGGUAAGUCAAUUCUUUGAAAUAUUUACUUUCAAAAAAUUAUUUGAUUAACUAGGAAUGUCACUUAACCAACACUAUUGAUGGAUUAAGGUUUGUUAAAUUAUCCAUGAUGGACAGAUACCACUCAUGAUGUUCCGUUGGAUACAGUAAUUAUAUAAAUUUUGAACAGUCUAAAUAAACCCUAAGCCGUGCUCUUGUUCUCUCUCUCAUCUUGUAACUAUUGUAACUCUCUUCUGUCAGGUUCACCAAAACACUUCAUUGAAAAAUUGCAAAAGGUUCAAAGCUCAGCUGCAAGGCUAAUUCUAAAGGCAAAAAAACCGUGAUCACAUCACACCACUUCUUCAAUUACUUCAUUGGCUCCCUGUACAAGCACGAAUUGACUACAAACUCUCUGUUCUCUGCCACAACUUUUUCUCAAAUUCAUUCCCUUCCUAUCUAACCGAACUUCUCUCUGUCUAUUCACCCCUUUGACAGCAUCGUUCCUUCGCAGACACGCACAUUCUUUCUGUCCCCAAGACUCUCACAAAAACAUACGGUGAACAAUCUUUCUCAUUCUGUGCCCCUAAACAAUCGAAUUCUCUUCCACUACACAUUCGCGAUAUACCAACCAUCACAACCUUCAAAGAUGCACUCAAAACACAUCUCUUUGAACUCUACCAAUGCUGACUGAUUCCCCCCUCUUACUAAUAAACGAUGCUGCUGGGUAGCCGUCCAUGGCUUGACAUGUAAAUAGUUUUUGAAUGUGUGGAGUAAUAUAUAAGUUGUUUUGUUGAGCUAUCUAUAUUUGUGGAAAGGAUAUAGUAUUUUUUUUCUCUUUAACAAUUGAAAUUACCUUUAAAACUCAGAAUAAAGCUUUAUGCUAUUUAUCAAUUUUUUAGUCAAAUAAUUUUCUUAGGCUCAGAAUGGGAAUUUAAUAAUAAUAAUAAUAAAGCUUAUUUGAAAAUCAUGCUUUAUCCCCAAAGGCUCGAAGCGCGGUACAAAGUCAUCCAUAUUAAAAGAGAAAUGAAAAAAUUAAAUUUAAUAGUAAUAUUAGGCAGUAUGAACUGUCUCCCAGAUUAGAUAAUUAAUCACUCUAAUCAGUAUCAGGUUAAAUAACAUGAAAGAGAGAGAUUGAUCACAACUUAUUCGGUUUCCAUGAAAACAAAAGUUGGAAACUGAGCAAGAAAACCCUUUUAUAUAAAAAAAAUAUAUAUUUGAUAUAUUCAGUACUGAAGAGGAUUAAGAUCUGUUUUUAAAAAAUAAUUAAAAUUAUCAGUGAUUUUAAUACAGAAAGACAUUUUUUGUUCUAUACUGUAAUUGAUGCAUAACACAGAAGUUUAAUAUCUUUUCCCUCAACAUGUUUUUUUUUAAACAGGAGAUGCUGAUGUUGAUAUUUUUGGUGAACCCACAGAAGAAAGUAUUAUGGCAGAUAAUCCUAAUGUGAAAACGGGAGGCACCUGGAAGCCCACUGACUGUCGGUCGUGGCAACGUGUAGCCAUCGUCAUACCUUAUCGUGAUAGACUCCAUCAUCUACAUAUAUUGCUGCGGCGUUUACAUCCCAUGUUACAGACACAGAAGAUUCACUACAAGAUAUUUGUUGUUGAACAGGUUUGUAAUAAUGCAAAUUUUAACCUAGUAAUUUCAACAGUCUUAAAUAAUAGUGAUGUCUGUACCAUUUUUUAAAAUGGUUUUCUGUUGUGAAUAUAAUUAAAUUAAAAUUAUCAAGAACCAAAUAGGUUUUUUUAGUUUAAAUAAACCAUAAAAUACAAUAAAACUUGUUUAAUUACAAAUAUUUAACUUAUACUUGAGCUUUUACCAUUAUUAGUGAUAUCUUGUUUUAAUGAUGAACGAAUUGGUGCAAAAUGAGUGAAACCGAAGUAUUUUUUUGGUAUAGAGUGAAAAUAAGUACUGAAAAUAUAAUACAAUAAAAUAUGAGACUUAACAUUUUUGAUUCAUACACAGAAUUUUAUUCUUAUCCACAGACCAUUAAAAGAGAAUGAUAAAAAUAUACAAUUAAACACUCAAUACCUAACUUAGUGAUUUAUUAUUUUUUUUAUUAAAUGUAGGUUGUAGCUGUAAAAUGAAAUAGAAUAUUCAUCAUAUUUGAAAAGCUAUCAUUUUAAUCAAAUAAAUACUCACUCUGACUGAUUCACUAUUGUAAAUAUUGGUUCAUUUAACUUUACAAAUUUAUUUAUAGUGAACUGAAAUUUUCAAACAUUUUUUGGUUCAUCUUAUUCACAAGUGGGUACGGAACUCUUGUUAAUAAACAGAGAUUCAAUGGAAUGAACUUGCACAAAAAUUCAUUUGUCUAUUAAUGCUAUCCCAAAAAUUAAGAGCUUGUCACAGAACAACAAAAUAAUAACUUAACAUAUUAAUAAACAAUAUACCAUUUAGAAAAUGCCCACAAAAAGCAUAUAUCUUAAUACAAAUAUAAAGCACAACCCUAAGACAUAACAUUUGCAAUUCUAGGCUGACAAAGACAAAUUUAACAGGGGGAAACUAAUGAAUGUGGGAUACAAGGAAGCUCUACGGCUAGGAGAGUUCGACUGCAUGAUAUUCCAAGACGUGGAUCUACUGCCUGAGGAUGACAGGAACUUGUACCUGUGUGAUGACUAUGCUCGGCAUUUGGCAGCAGCCAUUGACGAAAUGAGAUACCAGUAAGUUGUACUUGUGUGAUGAAUAUGCUCGGCAUUUGGCAGCAGCCAUUUAUGAAAUGAGAUACCAGUAAGGCAAUAAUUGAAUAGACUUCAAUAUUUUGUAUUAGUUUUAUCAUUAAAAUAAGACAGGACAACAUAUUCCUGUUAUCAGUUGAAAUCAAUUCAUAGCCAGUAAGUGUCUACGAAUAUUUUCCUUUGCAAUCACAUGUUGUGGUUUGUUUUAGUCCACGGAAUACUUGUAAUAGCAAUUUUAUCAAGGGUCCUCCUCAUAGGGUGGAUAACCAUGACAUCCCAUUUAAAAACUGAAUUUAAUUUAUUGACUCACUAGAGGUUAAACUCACAGCUAAAAUUGAAAUGAAAACAUUUAUUUUGACUGCACACAUUUUGAAGUUCAUACUGUGGUAUCAUAGUGUAAUUAAUACAUUUUUAGCAAAAGAUUUGUUUUUUAUCGAGUCAUGUUUGUUUCAUGUAAAUAUAAACUUACCUAAAGAAAUUCUAGUUUUACUAGCAUAAAUUUUUUUUAUUUGUUAUUAGUAACCUAUUUCAAACCCUUUGUCUUAAGUUGCGAUUGAAUGUAAGAUUGUUAUGUUUUUUUGUGAUUUUUUUUUUGUAGUGUAAUGUGAUUAAAAGCUGUUAGAAAAUAAAAUUUUGAAGUCUGUUAAUUAAGGUUCUUAAAGUUUGUAAAUGAUUUUUAACGAUGCAUAUAACCCUCUUUAAAAUUGUGCAAUCUUACACUUUCCGUCAAUAAUUUAUUGCCAUUUUGUUUUUCUAGCGUAAUGUACUACAAUUAUGCCGGGGGAGUUAUCGCCAUGAACAAACACAACUUUAGGAAAAUAAAUGGCUACUCAAACUCUUAUUGGGGUUGGGGUAAUGAAGAUGAUGACUUUUCAGCCAGGUAACUAUUUCAUUCAUAUAUUUGUUGCUAGUGAAAAUAUAAUUUAACUUCAUUUCAGACUUGCACACUACUAGCUCAAAUGUAACAUUGCAUCCUGGACACUUUAAACUGGCUCUACAUACUCCAAACCAUUAUUUUUUCAUAUUAACUAACUAAAAGAUAUAACAAAAUUAAAAACUGGCUUUGCUUUUUCUUUGCAAGAAUUCUAUCCAACACGGCCGCGGUUUAGCUUUGUCGAAUGUACUAAAUCAUCAUCAUCCUGCACACUUUAAGCAUAGUCAGUUUUAUUUAUAUAGUCUUUCUGUCCCCGAUGUUAUAGUACAGUGUGGCCUUAGCCAUAAAAAAUUUGUUUCCUCUGGUUACUCGCAAAUCUUAUGUCAUGUAAAGUAAUAAUAUUUGUAUCCACCAAACAGUCUGUCAAAAGCAGUGAUGGGAAUGUUUUAUAGCACCAUUACUCUAAGUUAUAAAUUUUUACCCCCACUGUCCUGUAUUUAGAGUUUUACCAAAAAUGGAAGAGAAAGGACAGCAUAGACCCUAUUAUUACAAAUUUUAGAAUCCCCUUUUAAAUUCUGUGCAGUAAUGUUGUGAAUAUUUAAAAUAGCUAUUCAAUGCAUAGUUAAAAAAAUAUUUUCUCCUUUGAAACCAGAAUUCAAGAAUCAGGUCUCUUGUUGACCAGGCCACCAACACAUAUUGGAAGAUAUAAGAUGGUUAGACACACAAAAGAAACCCGAUCUGAACAUGGGUCUGUUGAAAUUAUAUAUUAUUUUAAUUGAUAUUAAUAUGAUAAACUUGCACUAAAAAAAAAUUAAAAGAUUUGCUCUUAAAAAAUUCAUGAAUAAAUUUUGCUUCCAAUUUAAAGUUGGUCAUCACAUGCGCAAUGAUUAUGGUGUCUGUCUCUUGACCCACUAGUAGCGGGUUCAAAUUAGUUUGGGGCUUUCCCCAGCUAAUGUAAAAAUAAGAGGGUAGAAUGGGGUCUGUUAGGCCAGUAAGUCAGCCACUUUUUGGGUGGAUUUUAACCCUGUGUAAAAAAAUCCUUAACCUCUGAGGUAUGAACAUAGCAAGCAGCUAAAAUUGUCUGGUAUUAAUAAUUGCCUUCGCAAAAAUAGCUGGGAUAAACCCAUAAUUUUGUUUUAAAAUUGGAGAUUAAAAAAACUGGGAUUCCCUUCCCUGUUAACGUAUUGUUUUUCUUGAUGGUAAAACUUAAACAUUUGUCAAAAGUAGCCAGGUUUUCUCAAAGCGCCUUAAUCCAAUAUUUAACAAGUGAAAUUGCAAUUUUUUAUCAAUUUUUUUUCCUUUAUUGCUCUCCAGGGCCCCACAAUGCAGUUUGGGAACCUGUGCAUUAGUUGAUACCUUCUCAUACAUUCUUACCUUUGAAUUUGAAACUAAGUAGUUAACCAUGAAAUGCAAUCUUUUAUACUAUCUUGCUUUCAGAAAUGAAAUGUUCUUAGGCUGGAGGACAAGGUGGCCUAAAGAUGGAUUAAAUGAUCCAGUGGGAAUGAACUACACACUUCGUGAGGUCAAUGAGAAGCCUCUCUAUACUAGAGUUUUAGUGGACAUUGGAAAGCCACCGGCCAGUAUGGAUAUUUACAUGACAGAUCAUUCUAAGGAUGUUUCAAUUUGGUGGUAAGUGGCCCUGCCUUUGGAACAUAUCUGCACAGUUUUUUUUUUACAUUUAUUGUUUGUUACUCCAUUGUAUGCGAAGUACAUGACCUCAGUAAACAUUAUUUCACAGAUAAGUCUCAUUAUAAAUUUGUAACUUUAUUUUUAUAAAGGGAGAGGGGGGAGGGGGGUAAUUUUUGUAUUUAAUUGCAUUGUCUGUUUUAUUUUAGAUUUGUUCAGUUUUUAUUCCAUAAAUAAAAGAUGCAAAGGAGUUUAAACCAUAACUUAGCUAUUGUUAGGGUCAUAAUUACUUACUUACUUAUGCCUUUUUACCCCGUCUGGGGCAUAGGCCGUCUACAAGAAUUUCCCACUCAUCACGGCCCUAUGCUUUCCUUUCCAAUUGCUUCCAGGUGUAUCCCAUAUUUUACAUGUCUGCCUCUAGCUCACGUCUCCAUGUAUUCUUAGGCCUUCCUCUCUUUCUUUUUCCCUUUUAGGCAUUGUCUAGUGGUGGUAUCUGGGGCAAAUGCUCCGAAAGCCUCCAGAUAGGGUCAUAUUUGUUAAACCCUACUUCAGCAGUGUCCGUGCGGGCCUCAUUUAGGUCCAGCUCAUCCUGUUUCACUCCACAACUAUAAAAUAAUCUUCAGUUUAUCUAUGCAUCAAACCCCUGGGCUUGUAUUAGUAUUAGGAGUCUUUGUUUGUUAGAUCCAGCAGUUGUAAAAAGUCUCAAAUUGACAUUUUGAAAACAACAUAACCUAUGUUUUGGGUCACAACUGGAUUCAUUAUCAUUUAUUUAUCAUGUCCCUGUUGCUUUGUAUACCACAUGUAGGUCGAUUUAAAAAAUGGUUAUAUCUCAUUGCUUUAUUAUUUUUUUAUUUAAAGAAAUGUUCGACAGCACUGUCAUUAAUUCUUAGGGCUAUGAUGGACAGGAAAAGUUUAGAAAUGAACACUUUUUUUUUUACCUCCGUGCCUAAUUACUAGGAGGGUUUUUAUUAUGAUGGCUGUUAAUAAGGUUCUUUUUUUUUAAAAUUGUGUUGACAAGGAUGUCCAUUCGUAAAAGUGACAGCCUUAUUUAUAUAUUUAAUUAAUUUUUUUUUUUUCUUUUUCCUCAGGUUUUUAAAGUAUUAUUACCCAUGAUCAUCCCAGCACACCUUUGAAGUCUCAAGCCUGUGAUAUUACUCAAAAGUUUCAUCCUUUUCAUCAAUAUCAAUUACAAUAAACCAUGGAUACUGUGAAUAACAAGAUUGUAUGGACAAAAGCGAGUCUCCCACUAUCAUGCUCUUCCCUUUUUUUAUACAAAAAAUUGCUAUCAAUUUACACUAAUGCAUUUAUUUUGGUGGUUCAUUCCAUUCAGGUCAAUAUGCAGGGAAAUAAGAUUUUAUUCACAAUAAUUAGAUUAUUUAACUUGUAUAAAUUAAUUCCUUUUUUUUUAAUUGCUUCUGCAUUUAUUUCAAGUAUAAACUUAUAAAAGUGCUGAAUGCAAAUUAUUUAGACCAUUUAAUUUUGAGAUUAUUUUCUUAAACUGAUUUAUUUUCUGCAAAAAACAAUUUGUUAUAGCAGUAAUAUUGGGCGUAUAUGUUUUGUAAACAAAUUUAAACAGAGAAAAUUGUUUCAUAAAAUAGACCAUGGUUAGCACAAUGCGCCAAAAGGUUUAAUUUUAAUUAGGCAUGCAGUUUGCUGUAUGUCAUUUAAAUAGAUUUUUAAAAAAAAAUUAAUAGCAAUAAUAUAAACUAAUUAGUGCAACGCAUUGUAGUAAUAAAUAUUCAAAUUUUAAUUAGGCGUGAGGUAGGUUAGGGUAGGCCAUCCCAGUGUUUUCAGAAAUUUAAAUUGUUUUGUCAUAAACAUAAUUAUAAUAAGUAUACCUAUGAUUCAAUUCAAGCUUUUCCAAUUGGUAAAUAAUUUCUUACAAUUGAAGCAUUUUUGUUUUCUAAAGACUUUUUGUUUUCUAAAAUUAAUUAUUUGGUAGUUCACAUUAUUUAAAUAAUGGUUAUAUGGUUCAUUUCUUCUCCUGGCACAGGACUUGUGUCUCUAUUUUAAGCAGGAACCUUUAAUUAGGUUCAUGACUUCUUUGCAAAUUUAUAUAACAGUAAAGUGUAUAGUUGAUAAAUAUCACAUGUUUGUUUACCCGUUGGUAUAUAAUGAUUUGUUGAAAUGAUAAUCAAAAUUUUUUUUUGCUUUUUUAAUGCAGUAAAACGAAUGUUAUUACAUUUUGUAACGUACAUUGAGGAUUAUAUUUAAGGUCAUAACCCCAGCUUUCAAUUGGAAAAGGCCUUGUUGCAAAAAAUUUUUUUAAUAACAUUGUUGACUGCAUGGGCAUGGCGAUACCUAGACUGUAUGGGGGAUACCUUACUGAUAUUGAUUGAGAAAACAAGAGAAAAAAGUCUGCAAGAAUAUUGAAAUAUAAGAACAAGGUAUGCUAAACUUGAAUUAAUAGACAGUAAAAAAAAUUUGGACGUUCGGCUUAGACUUAGAGCCUUCAUCAGCAAACAUGACAAAAGGAAGUAUGACAAGUAACAGAGCACAGUAAAAAGCUUUAGAGAUUUCCCUUUGUUGCCGGAGGUAGGAUCCAAGACUCUUACAAUUUAAA
Lymnaea stagnalis (great pond snail) is the source of this 10324-nucleotide messenger RNA. The record is from the annotation of a GenBank genome assembly. Lineage: Eukaryota; Metazoa; Mollusca; Gastropoda; Lymnaeidae.